GAAAUUGCUUUUUUUUUUUAAAUAAUAACGGCUCCUGGAGAUUUUAGGGGAUGAGUUAUCAGCUAAAUUUGGCAUAUGAAAUACGGGUUUGGCUCAGUUUAUGAUAAAUCCUCAUAUUUUUCCACUGUAUAAAAUAUGCCUAAAUUUUAAAAAAAACACGUCUUGCUUCUUGGCCCUAUGGUAUAAGAACAACAUAUAACUGAGUACAACGUUACUUGAGUCUAUUAAUAUUCAUGACAAACAGAGUUUAGCUGGAAUUUGCAUCUCCUGAUUUGCAUACAUUCACAUCUGGCUGCAGUUCUGUCAUUGAAUAUCAAGCAACUUCAAUUCUGCAUGAAACUGUAUUUGGUAUGUAUGGUUUUCUCAGAUGUAGUAUUGUUUUUAUGACACCCAGCAACGAAUCAGCUCUAUCCAAAUGCCAUUUCAUUUACAUAAUCAUUCAGUGGGAGCCAAUUAAAUUCUAGUGGGCGUGGAUAGGUCCUCACGCCGGGUUGAUGUUUUCAAUUUGUAUUUGUUUUCUUCAUUUGAGAAUGGCGACUGCUGCGUGCGGUACGCACGACACUUUAGGCAUUGAUGCAGCCAAACCGAAUAAAGAGCACUUGCGGAAAAGUAAAGACUCACGCAGGAGACAGGCAGCUCUCUUGUUCCUCAAUAACAUUUCCCUUGACGGACGGCCCAUAUUCCAACUAAGCAAUGGGACCAACAGCCACGCAGACGAUGAGUUUCAAGGCGUCAACGCCGGUGAGACAGCGGCCAGGCUGUCCACAGCUAGCAGCUAUGGAACGGUCACCCAUCUGUCACCCUCUGUGAGCGGGGGCAUAACCACUCCUAUCCCAAGGAUCGGGGUUAUCAACGUCCCACCUAUUCUUGUCCUACCAACAGACUCAGGGUUCAAUGAUGUUGGUAAUAAUGACACAUUUUUGGAGAGGGGAAGGGUCGGUUCUUUCUGUUCCCAGGGAAACCUGCUUUCCCCCACUGGACACCAGACUCCAUUUGGAGCAAGGAAAUCGCCGACACUGCUGUCAGUAGACAGUUGCAACUCGAUGACUUUGGAUUCUCGACAGAGCAGGUCACGCAACUCAUCGGGCUCCCCCAGGCCCCGGCCGGUGAAGAAGGUCCACUUCAUCAAGAACAUGAGGCAGUAUGACACCCGCGGCAGCAGAAUCGUACUGAUAUGUGCCAAAGGAUCUCUGUGUGCUGCUUUCUCAGUGCUGCCGUAUGGGGAGGGCUUCUACAUCAGUGAACCAAAGCUGGAGACUCACAGACACAGGCGCUCCUCUGGGGCCACUGCGCUGGAGAUGCUGCCUGGGCUGGAGGAUGUGGAGCUGGGGGCUUAUGGCAGGACGGUGUCCUACGCCAGGUUCCUCUACCCCACCAACGCCCUGGUGAGGCAGAAGCCCAUGGACAUCGCCAUUCAGGUGCCCCUCUCUCGUGGCAGCAUCUCCAGGAGCUACGCCCCUUCAAGGCUGAACAGCACCGUAGGCCUCGACCUGGGUAUGGAUGACCUGCCAGACUACGACCCCAAUCUGCUGAGUGACCCCCAGUGGCCCUGCGGCAAGCACAAGAGGGUCCUGAUCUUUUCCUCCUACAUGACAACUGUGAUUGAGUAUGUGAAGCCUUCGGACCUGAAGAAGGACAUGAACGAGGCAUUCAAGGAAAAGUUCCCGCACAUCAAGCUGACACUGAGCAAGAUCAGAAGCCUGAAGAGGGAGAUACGUGUGGUCAGCGAGGAGUGUGGCCUGCAGCCGGUCACCGUGGCGAUGGCCUUUGUGUACUUUGAGAAGCUGGUGCUGCAGGGGCGGCUAAACAAGCAAAACCGAAAGCUGGUGUCAGCAGCCUGUGUGCUGCUGGCUGCCAAGAUCAGCAGUGACAUGAAGAAGCAGGAGGUCAAAGUGCUCAUCGACAAAUUGGAGGAGCGUUUCCGCGUCAACCGCAGGGAGCUGAUCCCAUUCGAGUUCACCAUCCUGGUCGCCCUGGAGAUGGCGCUGUACCUCCCGGAGAGCAAAGUCAUGCCUCAUUACCGGCAGCUGGUGCAGCAGCCCUGACUGUGGACUUCAGCAUGGCCUGAAUAUCGGCAAAAACACGUAUAAGCACACGACAAGCAACCAACACGGCCAGCAGCGAGUCAAACCAAGCAGGGGGGAUUCUUCACAGUGAGAGGAUGAGGGGAUGAAGACGAGGAGGAGGAGGAGGAGGAGUGAGGGAACAAAUCCCAGUGCAGCUCACUUGGGCCCUACGAGGUCAGCGGUUGGCACAUAGUGAAGUGAGAUGUCACCAUAUGAAUUCUUUUAUUUUAAGAAUGAAAUAUGAUUAUUUUUGUUUGUUGUUCUGUUACCAGAGUGUCUCCUUCCAAUCUGUGUUUAAGCAGUAAGAUAAUAUGUAUCACAAUCAUAGUUAUAGCUGACGAAGCAUAUCCUUCGGGAUGCUGAGCAGACGCAGCUGUGUGUUUUAGUCUUAUAUAACCGCGUGCUAGGCUAUAGCUUAUGCAAAAGAGUCUGAUCCUGUGGCCACCCCUGGAUGGCCUGGUUUUCCCAAUGUAAAAGCACAAUGAUGCUCUCUAAAGUCCAGUCGGGUUAUCAUAUGGGCAUCAUGUCUGGUGCUGGUUCUAGGUCUUCCCUGUCCUCCAAAAACAUGUAGCAAUGUGGUUUUACAUUAUCAGUAGCUUUUUUAUUGUGAUCUGGCUCCCUUUCUGAAUUCAAAGAUUCAGCUCUCCUACGAUUGUUCUCCAAGAUCUUCCUUCUCUACAUGUUCUGUAAUAACAAAAGAUUCAAGAGGGAAGUGUCCCAGAUUCCAAUGUGUAUGAAUGUGGAGUAUUAAUUCACAUUUCGUCAAAAAUAUUUCACUUUUUUUUUUGUUAUUUGUAAUUAGUUUAUUUAGACAAAGAAGGGAUGCACAAUAACCAACACCUUUUUGCACUAUCCAUGCAAUAUUAUUUCAUAGACAGUCUUUUUUUGUUUGUUUUUUGGGUUUUUGGCUUCCUUUGUAUAUUAUUUUUAUUUUAUUUUUUGGUCAUAUAUUCAAACUUCUCUGUUAUGUGUUAUAAAUUAUAGUUAUAGAACAGUAAGUAAGUAAGUUUAAGUGCACUGAUGUUAAAAAAUGAUAAGUAUUCUUGUCCAUCAAUUGCAAGCUUAACUGUUAUUUUAUAUGAUAUGUUUGCUCUUCCAAAUCUUGCUGGGAGGUAUUAUAGCAUUAAGAUGUUCUUCCUGGCAAACAUAAUACUCUAUAUUAGAGAUUUCAUUAUGAAGCACAUUAAUAGUGCUGUUGCAUUAUCAUUUUCACCUGUCCCCGGUUUUUAUUGUAUUGUCAGUGCUUCAUUAUGAAGCAUGUUAACGGUGUUGUAAUGAUUUCCACGCAUCUGCAGUUUUUAUAGUAUUGUCAGUAAAUGUGUGCCACUGUCUUCUCCUUUGACGCAAAUCUUUAUGCAUUUCCUCUUGGGAUUAUGUUUAAAUAAGCACAGCCUAGUGAACCUUUACAAUGAUGAGAGGUUUAUUGUUAUUUGUUUAUAUAUAUAUAUAUAUAUAUAUAUAUAUAUAUCAUAGAAUUUGGAGAAAAGGGAUUAGACACUGAAUCUGUAUUUUUGUGUGUGUAUGUAUGAAUGUGUGCAUGUGUGUGUGUGUGUGUGUGUGUAUGAUCAUUGUGUGCAUUUCCCCUCCAAAUAUACUUUUAAUCUUAUAAUCUAGAAUCACGUUCGGUCACUUGCACUUUAUUUACAGUGAGGCUGGUACAUCAUAGUGUCACAGUGUAUGUAUAUACGGAAGAUAAACAACUUGGUGUCCUGUGUGUUAAUUCAAUCCCUGCCUGUUACAUUGCUGUUUGAAAAGUAAUGUUGAAAAGCAUUGCAUUAUAUUUUGUACUAUUGAUACAUAUGCCACCUUGUGGUUAGAAUUGCAAUAACCAUGUAAAUGCAUUCAUAGGACAAAUCUUGUAUUUGUCGUCAAAUAUAUUUUGUUUUCUCAGGAACUAUUUACGAGUAAUACAGAUUUAUAUUUUCACUAUAUUUUUCCCUUUUUUCAUUUUAAUAUGUAUUAUCUGUGUUUAUUCAUAGUGAAACUGUUCUUUGGGAAUUGUAAUUUGAGUGGUGUUGUAACCCUAAACAGGACGUAUUGUUCUAUAACUACCUAAUAGAAACUUCCACAAUCAAUGAGGGGGCUUGUUUUGUAGCAUGCUUUCUUUUCACUGAAAUCUGCAUAGAUGCAUAAUUUUUCUUAAAGAUGUCUGAACAGGACAAUCAUUACAUGUUUUAACCUUUCUCAGUCUUCCUCAGUCAGUGGUGGUUAGGUUUCUUUCUUAACUGCUUAGAUUUCUUGUCAACUGCAGAGUCUAAAAGGCUGAGAACAUGUAUCAGUGGACUUGGCUGUGGAUUGAAUUGCAUGCUGGGAAGGCCCUUACUAGAUCUCCUUGAAUUAUGAGAGCAUUUGAAAGCAAUAGGAAAGAAAAGUAUACUGACAUAACUCAUGAUAGGGAAUUUUGUAUGAUGCCCUAAAAUGGAGACUGAGAGAUGUUUCGUAUUGAUUUUUACAAAGUGCCUGAAAAAGAAGCACUGAUUUGUGUGUUCCGAAUUAGCAAUUGAAUCAGGUCGCAGUGCCAAUUCUCUGUAAUUUGUGUUGCUUUAUUUAUGGUAUUGGUUGAGAACUGAUUUGGCAGGAAAUACAAUAUUUUACUGUUUGCAUUGUUAUGUAACUUUCGUUUGACCAAAGCUUUGACACCCCAGCACUUGUUGUGCUUCCUAUGGCAGUGAUUAAAUAGAGGGUAAAUAUGAUUGAUCCUGCUAGGUGACACCCCAGCAUGGCUUAAAUCCUUGUCAAUACCCCCCCCCCCUCGGUAUUAUAUUGACAGUUCUGCCUCAGCGCUAGGUUACUUUCAGUAUAGUCUGACAAAUGUUAGGUAUUGAAGUGGUGUAGCGAUGCUGCUCUUCUACAAAAUGCACAGGUGAGAAAUAUAUUGUCUUUCUUAAAUUAAGAAGGCUUAAGAAGAGUAGUUGAUACUGUUAUUUCAAAAAGGGGUUUCCCAUGUAUUUCAUUUGCAAUUGUAUUAUCACAAGCACCAUUUCACUAUCCUAUGUGCAACUUAGGAGUGUCUUAUCCUCAUGUAUCUUAGGGGUCCCAUUAAUUAUGUCCUGAAUGGUGCAUAAUGUAUUUAUAAUUAUGACUUCUUAUAUUGUAUUUGUGUGAAUAAACUCAUUUUAAAUAGUUUUUUUUUCCAUCA
Messenger RNA from Anguilla anguilla (European eel), 5205 nucleotides. It is a transcript of the gene cables2b, whose product is annotated as Cdk5 and Abl enzyme substrate 2b. The record is from RefSeq and is a predicted model, not a curated record. The coding region runs from base 495 to 2045 and encodes 516 amino acids. Gene Ontology annotation, biological process: regulation of cell cycle. Lineage: Eukaryota; Metazoa; Chordata; Actinopteri; Anguilliformes; Anguillidae. The transcript has 9 exons.